Messenger RNA from Acanthoscelides obtectus, 382 nucleotides. NCBI's taxonomy places the organism in Eukaryota, Metazoa, Arthropoda, Insecta, Coleoptera, Chrysomelidae. The record is from the annotation of a GenBank genome assembly.
GUCGUUAGUCUGCAACGUUGGCUAUAAUCACAUAAUGGGUGUAAAUCUAGCAAAAAUGUUUUGCUUUUUGUACGCAAAUGAACUUUCCUAAAUAAAAGAGAGCUUGUGUUAAGUGGGGUAACUAUUGUUUAAAAUGUUUCAGGCUAGGGAAAUCAGCAAGAGCAUUUAUUUUAGUAAAUGGUACAAGUACAGCCCUCUCGCAAAACCGGUAUUAAUCAUCAUUGGCAGGACAGCAAGGCUUAGCAAGAUAGUUCCAUGUGGUAUAUGGGAAUUGAACUUAGAAACGGGUCUUAUGGUAGUUAGGGGAAUUGUAUCCUAUGCGAUGUUCCUGAGGACAGCAGAUAGUUUAUCUAAUGGACAGAAUAAUUAAUGAAUGAUUGAG